Closterium sp. NIES-65 is the source of this 4257-nucleotide messenger RNA. NCBI's taxonomy places the organism in Eukaryota, Viridiplantae, Streptophyta, Zygnematophyceae, Desmidiales, Closteriaceae. The record is from the annotation of a GenBank genome assembly.
AUGGCGAAGCAGUCCAGCACGAGGAUUGACCGUGCUCUGAUCUCGCGGUCGCUGCUUCUCGGCCUGGAGUCAGCAUCGCAUAAGUCACCUGACGACCCGAUCUCGGACCAUGGCUUUGCCAUCAGAGUGGCCUUCCGCUGUGGCGCUAACGCGAAGCUUGGUCCGGGUGUCUGGAGAUUUCCAUCCCACCUGCUCAACAGACCGGGGGUAAGGAAAGUGGUUGAAGCAGCGGCGAAGCAGUCAGGAGGGGACUAUGUUCUGCUACUGGCUCGACUGAAUGCGGGACUCCGCGCCUAUGCUAAGGAGGAAGGAAAGAGAGUUAAGGCGACAAUGAGACACCUGUCCGCGGCGGUGGCAAACCUAAAGCAGGCGGCCAUGGGAGCUCCCAACUGCACACGCACGAGAGAGCUCCUAAGAGCAAAGGAGAGUCAACUGCGGGAGUAUCAAGCAUCACGACGGGACAGACUCCAUCUGAUGGCUGGUUAUGGGACAGAGCUCAAGGGGGAGGUGGUCUCGAAGCACCUGUCGGCAAGGGUGAAGGCCAGGAAACAGCGCACGCGGAUAGCUGAGUUAAAUGUCAACGGCACGAUGGUGUGCGACAAGCAGGGUAUUCUAGAUGCGGCUGCCGAUUUCUUCAACGGGCUCUUCGGAACGGAUAAACGGACUCACCGAACAAGUUGGUUACCGGACCGGAGGCUGUCGGCAGAAGAGGCGGAGGGACUGGCUCAGGAUUGGUCGGAGCAGGAAGUUAAAAAUGCUUUCAAGGCGUUGGCGUGCGGUAAGUCGCCGGGCUUGGACGGGAUCCCGAAAGAGCUGUUCGAGCUGCAUUGGGACAUCCUAGGAGAGUGCUUCAUGAGCCUGGCGCGCUCCUUCGAAGCUUCUGCAUCGCUGCCUGCAAACACCAAGGAGGCGGUUACGAUCUUGCUACACAAGAAGGGCGACAAGGGCCAAAUAAGCAACUACCGGCCUAUUACGCUUUUGAACUUCACUUACAAAGUACUGGCGAAAGUGGUGGCGGACCGGAUGAAGAAGGUGCUGCACCGGGUGAUCUCGAGGGAGCAGUACGGUUUCAUACCGGGCCGGAGAUUGUCAGAUGCGGUCAGCCUGGUGGCGGACAUCAUUGAUGCUGCAAACAAAGGGGACAAGGACUGGUUUUUGCUGCUGGUGGAUUUCCAAAAAGCCUUCGACACUGUUUCCCGGGGCUUCCUUUUUGAGACGCUGGAGAAGAUGGGCUUCCCUCCGAGUUAUGUGGGCUGGGUGAGGGGCCUGCACAAGGAAACGAAAACAAGGCUGUUAAUUAACGGAUGGAAGAGCGACGCCUUGGAGGUGGUUUCGGGGGUGCGGCAGGGAUGUCCUCUCGCACCUUACCUUUUCAUCUGUGCGGUGGAACCUCUGGCCCAGGAAGCGGCGAAGAGGCAGUUGGGCAUUGUCACUGACUCGGGGAGGAGGCUGCCUUACCUGGGUUAUGCGGACGAUACCACGCUUCUGCUGCAGGGGAGGGAGCAGAUUGCAGAGGCAGGGAAAAUGCUGGACUAUUUCGAGCGUGUUUCUGGUUUGGCCACAAACAAGGAUAAGUCGGUGGUGAUGCCGCUGGGCAGAAAUCUUGGAGGUCGUCCUUGGAGGCCGGACGGUUUCAAGUGGGCCGGUGCAAAUGAUGCGGAGAGACUGCUCGGGGUCUGGGUCACCGCCUCAGGCGACUGCAAGGCGACAUGGGACAAGACACUGCUGAGACUUCUGGGGGAAAUGGGGAAAUGGGAGCUGAAGUACCUCACGAUUACGGCGAGGGCGGUUGUCAUCAAUGGUUACAUUACCCCGAUCAUCGCCUUCCAGGCGCAGGUUUACCCGCCGCCGCAGGAGGUCUGGGGUCGGAUAUCGAAGCUGAUUCAUAAUUUCCUCUCGGGCAAUCACGCGUCGGAGGAGGGGUGUUUCAUCCUGUGGGGGAGGGAAACAAUAUUCGCAACACGGGAGGAGGGAGGAGUUGGUGUGAAGGACCCGGGGGUUCUGGUCACCUGUCUGGCCGCUAGAAGGAUCGGAAUCCUGCUCACCGAGCCGGAUGAUUUCAAACGAGACAUGAUGCUCGCAGCAGCAGGCCUGCCGCUGGGACUGGAUACUUUCCUAUCGCAUGAGAAGCUGUUAAAACACUGGGUUGAGGGGAGCGCGCGAUGGAAGCAAACCUGCGAAUGUUUCAUGGCGUCGCCGUUCGCUUCGGUCAGCAUGCCUCUCACCGCAGCAGAAGUUGCCGCAGAGAGAUUGGUUUUCAACAGAGGCAUUCUGCUUAACGGGAGAACGCCGGUUGGGGGACAGAAGGCUGCUAAGGCGCUUUGGGAGAUCAAGCUGGGGGACCUGGUGGCGCCCAUGGCGAACGGUGGGAUGGCAGUAAAGAGCGAGGAGACCCUAGCAUUGUCGCUUGGAACAGCUUCUGCUCGGCUGGCGCUGAAGGGGCUGGCUGCCGCGCCUGAGAACUGGAGGGAGCUGCUGCUCGCCUCAUCGGAAGGAAAUCAGGGCGCAGGCACGGGGGGAAAGGCAGCUGUAGCCCCUGGGGCCACGUUCAAGUCGCGCGAGGAUCACAGGAAGCAGCAAGAGCUCGAAGAGGCGCGUAAGGCGGGGUUGGCGCCAGCCGAGUUGGACGAGGAUGGCAACGAGAUCAAUCCGCAUAUCCCGCAGUACAUGUCGUCCGCGCCAUGGUACCUCAACGCCGAACGACCUAGUUUGAAGCAUCAACGGAACUGGAAGGGCGAGGGGAACUACACCAACCUGUGGUACGACAGAGGAGCCAAGGGCUUUCAAGCCGAGAAAUACCGCAAGGGCGCCUGCACCAACUGUGGCGCCAUGACCCAUACCGCCAAGCUAUGUGUGGAGCGGCCGAGGAAGGUGGGUGCCAAGUGGACGAGCCAGAGCAUCGCAGCGGACGAGAAGAUCCAGUCGAUCGAACUCAACUACGAGGGCAAACGCGACCGCUGGAACGGGUUUGAUGCUGCCACGUACAAGCGAACCAUGGAUUCGUAUGACAUCCGGGCCGAAGCGAGGAAGAAGUUUCAGAAGGAGCAGCAGCUGAAGAAGCUUGCUGGGAAGGGGGGUGAUGGGGAGGGAGGGGGGAAGGAGGGAGGAGGGAAGGAGGGAGAGGGAAGGGAGGGGGGAGAGGAGGAAGAGGAGGAGGAGGAGGAGGAUGAUGCGAAGGUUGAUGAGAGCAGGCAGAUGGACUUCGGGAAGGUGGAGAAGCGUGUGAGGACGACCGGUGGUGGCAGCACAGGUUCAGUGCGAAACCUGCGUAUUCGUGAGGACACGGCGAAAUACCUUCUCAAUCUGGAUGUGGAUUCGGCUUAUUACGAUCCGAAGACCCGCUCCAUGCGAGAGGAUCCCAACCCAGAAGGAGACGCCAAGGAUAAAUUUUAUCUGGGAGACAACCACAACCGCAUCAGCGGGCAGGCCCUGGAGUUCCGCCAGCUGACCGUGCACGCGUGGGAAGCCAUGGAGAAGGUCAACGUGGACGUGCACUUACAGGGCGCGCCGAGCCAGGCUGAGCUGCUGCACCGGGAGUUUAAGGUCAAAAAGGAGAAGCUGAAGGGGGCGAGUAAGGAGUCGGUUCUGGCUAAGUAUGGGAACGCGGCGAGUAAUAAGGGGGCAGAGGAGGAGGGGAUUCCGGAGGAGCUGCUGCUGGGGCAGACGGAGGUGCAAGUGGAGUAUGACCGAGCGGGACGACCACUCAGAGGAGUGGACAAGGCAGUGCCAUGCAGUCGGUAUGAAGAAGACGUAUUAGUCAACAACCACACAGCCGUGUGGGGCAGCUGGUGGGGCGGGGGCGUGUGGGGGUACGCGUGCUGCCACCAGACCACUCGCAUGAGCUACUGCACGGGGGCCAGCGGCAUCGCUGCUGCCGAGGCUUCAGCCAAUCUGAUGCAGGCGAACAUGGAAAGGCGCGAGCAGCUGAAGGCAGCUAAAGAAGCAGAAGGCAGUGAGGGAGAGGAGGCGGAGGAGGAGGGAGCGGGCAAGGCCAAGCGCACAGAGGAGAAGAAAGGAGUUGCGUGGGGCACAGACGCGGAUAUGGAUCUCAAGCUGGAUAAGAAGAAGCUCAAGGCGGCUCUUAAGAGGGAGGAUGAACUUGCUCGGGAGGAGAAGGACGAGCGCAAGCGCAAGUACAAUGUUACAUAUUCCGACGAUGUGACGGAGGAGGACAUGGAGGCAUACCGAAUGAAGCGAAUCCAUGCAGAAGACCCCAUGCUUGCUUUCCUAGGCAAGGAUGACGAAGAUGACGCCUAG